AUGGACAUUGCUUUAGGAAUAUUAGAUUUAGUGAAUGAUCAAGUGUUCAGUAAUGAUCUGUCAAAACAACGAUCACAAGGAACUAUCAUAUUUGUAUGUAUUACACAUAGUGGUUAUUGA
Molecule: messenger RNA, 120 nt
Organism: Racocetra fulgida
Lineage: Eukaryota; Fungi; Glomeromycota; Glomeromycetes; Diversisporales; Gigasporaceae
Source: the annotation of a GenBank genome assembly